This is a messenger RNA of Didymodactylos carnosus, 786 nucleotides long. NCBI's taxonomy places the organism in Eukaryota, Metazoa, Rotifera, Eurotatoria, Philodinida, Philodinidae. The record is from the annotation of a GenBank genome assembly.
AUGUCGCAACAAUUCGUUACUUCAUCCAGUUCUCCACAUGGUAUUAAUUCAACGGAAAUUAGUCAUUUAUCGAUGGAUACUCUGUUUAAUGAAAACAGUGAAAAAUUAAUAUUAUUUAAUGAACUUAAUAAUCAAUUGAAUGAAUCGUUAAAACAAUAUGAGAUGUAUUCAAAACAGCGUGAUAGUUUAUUAAAACAAAUGUAUACAGAUCAGACGAAUGAAUUAACAAGAGUCAAACAAGAACAUAACAUACUCAUGCAAGAAUUCACGUGCAUCAAAACGAGUUUCAAUGAACAAAUUAAAUCACUAGAAAUGCAGUUAGCCGAUAAAGCUAAUGAUGUAGCUCAUUUAAAAGAUGUAUUAUUAUCUCAGAGUCAAGAAAUUGAUAUAAAAACAACGAAAAUCAGUAUGAAAAAUUUUAAAUGCGUUGAAACUCUUGACAAUGAACUUCGUCUACAGUAUGAAACAUUAUCAAAAUUAUUGGAUUCAACUAUUACAGGAUAUGAAAACCUUUUUAAAUCAAAAGAAAAUGAACAGGAAAAAAUGAUUUCUAUAAUAAAUGAAAAUGAACGUCUUACAAGACAAUUGACGCAAUAUAUUUCAUAUGAAAAAGUGAAUAUUGAACAUCGUGAAAGUUUAGAAAGAAAGAAUAUGGAACUAGACAAAGAAUUAUGUUCAUUAAAAGCACGUUUUUGUAUACAAGAAAUUGAAAAUAAUGAAUUAGUAUGUAUUAAAGAUGUCUACUAUUUCAUAUAUCAUCUUCUGAAGGAACAUAAACUCGUUUGA